Molecule: messenger RNA, 1122 nt
Organism: Sorex araneus (European shrew)
Lineage: Eukaryota; Metazoa; Chordata; Mammalia; Eulipotyphla; Soricidae
Gene: DMRTC2
Product: DMRT like family C2
Exons: 8
Coding region: 1-1122 (373 amino acids)
Biological process (GO): regulation of DNA-templated transcription
Cellular component (GO): nucleus
Molecular function (GO): sequence-specific DNA binding
Source: RefSeq, a predicted model, not a curated record
AUGGAACCCAGUGAAAUGCCUGCUGUUCUCCACUGCCCCUCAGACUUGGGACCUCUGGGGGAGUCCCAGGCCCCCCAAGGCAUGGAGUUUAUCCAGGCCAGAAGAGCUACAAGCCGGUCCCCAACCUGCGCCCGCUGCCGCAACCACGGGGUCACCGCCCACCUCAAGGGCCACAAGCGCCUCUGCCUUUUCCAGGCGUGCGAGUGUCACAAGUGUGUCCUCAUCCUGGAGCGCCGAAGAGUCAUGGCUGCCCAGGUGGCUCUGCGCAGGCAGCAGGAGGCACAGCUGAAGAGGCACCUGGCUCAGGGCCUAAUGAGGCAAGGGGCGGCCCCCCCACGAGCCCCCAGCCGAAUCAAGAAGGGAACCACUGACCCAGGACUCCCCUCUGGAAAGGAGAACACGGGGCCCUUGCCUCAGACCCCCCAUGGGGCAGUCCCACUGGCAUUAACACCCCCUGUGAAGAACUCUCCAGGGCCUCUGUUGCUCAGCUGCCCCCCAGAAGCCUUGCCUCUGCCCUGGACUCCGAUGCUUCCAGGCCCUUGGGCCCCUGGACACUGGCUGCCUCCCAGCCUUUCAAUGCCACCCCCAGUGGUGUGCCGCUUGCUGUGCCAGGAACCUGCUGCUCCCCUGCACUCCUUUCCUGGAUUUGACCCUGGCACUUCCCUCAGGCUGCCCACCCAUGGGUCUCUCCCAACUUGCCCAGGACCUCGCCCUAUACUGACGGCUCCUCUUUCCGGAGAAUCCCAAGGGCCCCCUGUCCUGCCCCGCACAUGCUCAACUCUGAUAUUCCAACCCUGUGGCACUCCAGAUCCUCUGCUGCUACAACCCCAGGCUUCUGGAACCUCCUCCCGCCUGACCUGGACCUCUGCUUCUUCAGAGCGGCAGCUGCAGCGGGAGGCAGCUGAGGCUCUUGUGGGACUCAAAGAUUCUUCCCAGGCUCCCCGUCUGACCCCUUCUGUCCCCCCCAACCCUGCCUGGAUCUCCCUACUCCACCCCUGUGGCCCCCCAGCUCCUGCUGGAGGAAGAGGAUUUCAGCCUGUUGGUCCCACUCUGCGCCCCAGCCCCACUUCCUCCGUGGCUCUGCAUAUUGGGCGACUGGGGUCCAUCUCCCUCCUCACCUAG